Molecule: messenger RNA, 3345 nt
Organism: Monodelphis domestica (gray short-tailed opossum)
Lineage: Eukaryota; Metazoa; Chordata; Mammalia; Didelphimorphia; Didelphidae
Source: RefSeq, a predicted model, not a curated record
CCUGUGGAAAACACAUCUGUGAGACCCCUAGAGAGGUAGGAGCAAGCGUGGGUGUCUGGGCCCCCAGACCUCCAAGUUUCCUCUUCUCCUGCCCUUCAAUGAAGAGCCAGCCUUCUGGUGUGACAUUCUGGGUCACUCAUUCCCUGACACUGGAGGUGACAGCUGCUGCCUGCGAUUUGCUCCAGGCAGGUCUCUACAGCAAAGAGAAAAAAAACAAAACCAAACACAAGCUGUGAUAGGUUGUGGAGAGCAGUGGUGACCCGGGAGGAGUGUGGGAGCGGGGCUGGGUUCCCUCCCUCCCCUCCCUUCUGCACUGGAUGCGCUGAUGAAACGCUUGACAGGCCUUUGCAAGCAGUGCCACCUGGUGGACAGAUCAUGUAUUGCAGCCCUUGUCGGAGAAUUCAUUCACUCCUGGGCCGCUUCCCUCUCCAGAGCUUAUAUGGAUCUGGUUGUAGAGUGAGGUGCGGGCUGUCCCUGAGGCCGCACCACUUCCAGUGUCCCCCGGGACACCCCCAAAGACGACACGUGACCUAGGUCAGAGUCAAGCACAGCACAGGGAGAGUCAGAGCUGGGACAGAGCUUAGAACGGCAAUGUCAGGGCGGGAAGGACUUGCGCCCUCCUCAGGCCCCAUUCCCCUCCGCUUGUGCUCUAGAGAGCCGAGGCUGCCGGCUUCCCUUCAUUGCCGGUCAGGUUCCAGCCCGGCCCUCUCUAAGGCCCCCGGCAAAGUUUCAGCAAAGUGCCUGCGGCCCAGCCCUCCACGGCCUCCUUAGCGCCAUCCCAGCGUCCAUUCAGCACCCCAUUCGAAGCCAUCGGAAAACGAAGACUUUUGGGAGAGCCUCGGGCUGCCCCUGCUGGCGGGUCUGGGGAUUACACGCACGCCACCACCAGUCCUGGGUAAAAUCUGAACGGUGGUGCCAAGUUCUCAUGGAUGAUUAUUGGCCAGGUGCUUGGAAAGACCCGUCUCAGCCCGAAACAAUUAGGAAAGAAUAAGUCUGCGUCUAUUCUAAAGUCCAGGUUUUCACUUGGUUUGCGAGGCCAUUUGCAGGACAAAACGGGACCAUUCGUGGGUAAAGGAAUUGAUUCCCCAGUGCUGGAUCUAAAACCCACAUUUGUUCAUUCAUAUAAAGGGGGAGGGGUGGGACCUUUUAGAGAACUCUUUGGGUGGGGAGAUGGGUUAGGGGAAGGGUUGGAUGGUGGGAAUGACUUGGAGGAAAGGGAACCUGGCUCUACCCUUGGGGAAUUGGCUUCCUCGUUUUGAAAGUGGAUUUUGGAGAAAACUAGAGGGACUUUGUGCUGUUAGGAUAUAGUCAGGAGAGUCUCCUUCAGAACUCCCCGAAACUGGACAAAAGAAAACUCUCCGAGGACUUUGAAUAGUCCCAGGAAAGGUCGCAUUUUCUUUAUUCUCUUUAAUGGGGCGCAGAUUGGAAGCUUAAGAAAUGCUGAUUGACUAACGAGGAAGAUCCGGGUUUUCUUUAUUUUGGUGGAAAUGGAGGGUUAAACAGCCUUUGACUUUUCCCUAAAAAUGUCCCUUUUCCGGGCUGGGGGCUGGAACUUCUUGGAGUGAUUCAAGACUCCCGUAGCCUAGAAGAGAGACCAUCUCCGGCAUGUGCGGAACUGGGAGGCGCUCAUGCCCAUCACCUAUGGAUGGGGGGCAGAGGGGAUGCCUACGUGCCAGGUGCCACCUGGGCUGCCCUCUUGGGGGAGCGGCUAGCAAGGCUCUGAAAUUCUUGCCAAACACACGCACACCCCUAAUCCUGGACUCAAAUGGCCGCAGCAUCCAGUGAUUUAUUCAUUGCACAAAAAGGUGAUCUUUUCUCAGGUUUUUAGCGGUCUCAGCCUUUGGCAUCACUGCACCCCUCUGACCAUUUCCCUCGUGGACAUCCUCUCCUCCUCCCCUGACUUCCCCGCCUGUUCUCUCCUGAAAACUGCUACCGACCCUCAAAUUCUUCUGCUGGCUUUGGGGCAGCUUCCUGGGCCUCCUCCCCACCCCCCUCGUGGCUUCACCAACCCCCGUGACCUCGGUUCUAAUCUCUGUGGACAUGGCUGAGAUGCCUGGGCUAGACGGGCGGCUCUGCUGAGAUCGGCGGACAGGUCCAGCGGGCGGUCCAGAGGGAGCGAGGACGGAGCUCAGCCUUCCUCCAGCGGCCCUGUUUCUGCAGGGGCCCCAGUGCUCUGCCUUCGUCCCUUCUCCUUUGAGAACACACGCCGGGGCAUCAAAUGCCGGCCGGGCGGUAAAGCCAACGGGUCGGGGCAGGAGAAAGCGCGGGGGCUGGAUCAUUAGGACAGACCCGGCAGGAGUCCCCCUCCGAGGCCCCGGACUUUUCCCUCCGUGUCAGAACGGAAGCCUCCUUAGGGCAAGCUCCGCAAGGAUGUCCAGUACUCGUCCCACGCGGUAAUAAAAGCUUCUUUCAUUCAUUAACCUUUACUCCCUUUUCACUCCUCUUCCUUGGCCUUCCUUCCAGCACGCUUUAACUCUCCUUUUGCUUCCUCCCCUAGUUCCUCCUUCUUCUCCUUCCCCUCCCUUUUGCUCUGGCCCCGCCUUCUUCCCCACCCUCUUCUUCCCCCUCCCAAGUCUUCUGGUCCCUCCCCUCCUCCUACCCCUCUUGGCUUCGGCCCCGCCUUCUCCCCAUCAUGCCCCGCCCCAUCCCUACAGGACCACACCCCCUCACCCAUCCUACCACCUGAUUGGCCGUUUCGCGGAGACGCGGGAAAAGAAGCCGGGACGCGAGAGGCGGACGAUAAUGUGCGUCAUCUCCGUAAACCCGGUCCCGCCUCUUCCUGGUUCCCGCUUCCGGCUGGUGUUGUCAUUUCUCCCGUGCGACCUUGGCUUCUCUUCUGUGGGAUACCCGGCCGCUGCUGCAUUUGUUUGUCCCGGCCUCGUCCCCGACGCCGCCAUGUCCGCUCUGGCUCCACGACUGCUAAGCGGCCUGACCCGCCCUGCGCGCGGCCUCAUACGCGUGCAACGCGCACCCCUGCACGCACGUCCGGCCCGGGAGGAGCUGAGCCUGGGGGACAAGCUCAUCGCCAUGACAACCUGCUUCCUGUGCCUCCUGCUGCCGCCUGGCUGGAUCUUGUCCCACAUGGACAGCUAUAAGAAGAAGGAGUAAGGGGGGCUCCUGAGCUCUCCUCCCGCAGUCCAGGGACCUCCGGCCACCCAGGCCCCUCUUGACCAUACGCUCUUCCCUGCAUUCCUUGGUUGGGGAUCCUUCCACCACCGCGUCCUUCUGGCCUCAAUCAUGACCACUUGAUUCUUCCAUUGGAGCUGCCGGCCGAGCGCUUGUAUUCUGGCCUGGGCAGGUGGCACCUCCGGCAUGUGAAAAUAAAGUAGCGAAAUGUCUAAAGUC